This is a messenger RNA of Ostreobium quekettii, 372 nucleotides long. NCBI's taxonomy places the organism in Eukaryota, Viridiplantae, Chlorophyta, Ulvophyceae, Bryopsidales, Ostreobiaceae. The record is from the annotation of a GenBank genome assembly.
AUGUUGAGGACUUGUGUGCUCUUCGAACAGGGCAUUGCAAUUGAUGAAGGCCAAUUUUUCCCUGAUUUGGUAGAAUUUUGUUUGGAAGCCACUGACAGGGAUGGAAAGACACUUUAUGUGGCUGGUCUUGAUGGCGAUUUCACAAGGUCCCCCUUUUCCGUGAACGGAACUUGCCAACUUCUGAAUCUCAUCCCGUUGGCUGAUGUUGUGGACAAGUACCUUGCAAGAUGCCGGUAUUGUGCGAGCAAUGCUCCAUUCACGUUUCGAACAGUCAAAGAUGACAGGGCUGUCCUAGUGGGUGGAGCGGACAUGUACAUUCCUGUGUGCCGGAAACACUAUGUCAAGAUGUGGAAAGAGCUCGAGGCCAGAUAG